Messenger RNA from Lingula anatina, 1899 nucleotides. RefSeq names its product dnaJ homolog subfamily B member 4. Gene Ontology annotation, cellular component: cytosol. Gene Ontology annotation, molecular function: protein-folding chaperone binding. The record is from RefSeq and is a predicted model, not a curated record. NCBI's taxonomy places the organism in Eukaryota, Metazoa, Brachiopoda, Lingulata, Lingulida, Lingulidae.
GGUCAUUAGUGACGUAGAGGUUCUAGAGGAUUCCCGAAAACCCUGGGCGUAGAUGUAUCUCGACUUUCUUUGGUAUAAGAAGUGACAGUCAGUUGAUCGGCGUCAGAACUACCGAACAGAAGCUAGUUGGCAUUUAGCGAAGGCAAUCAACGUUUAUCAAAUAUUGGACACUGUUUUAAGGCUAUAAUUUGGUGAAAACCCAUGAUAUGACGAUGGGGAAAGAUUACUACCAAAUCCUAGGCGUUGCUAAAGGUGCGACUGACGAUGAGAUUAAGAAGGCAUACCGAAAAAUGGCUCUUAAAUACCACCCGGACAAAAACAAGUCACCAGGAGCUGAAGAAAAAUUUAAGGAGAUAGGUGAAGCGUAUGAGGUUUUGAGUGACAAAAGCCGCCGUGAAAUUUAUGACAAAUAUGGAGAAGAAGGGUUGAAAGCUGGGGCUGGAGGUGGAGGCGGUGGAGGUGGAGGUGCAAAUUAUUCCUACACCUUCCACGAUCCACGGGAUACGUUCAAGAUGUUCUUCGGGGACGAAGAUCCAUUUGCGUCGUUCUUUUCGUUCAGCGGUGGGCCUGGUGGAACUCGUACUUUCACUACAACAUUCACUGGUAACCCAGGCCAGGGUGGCUUUGAGCCUAUGGACACAGAUGAUCCUUUCAGCUCCUUUAUGGGUGCGGGUCAUGGUAUGCCCGGCGGCCGCGGUGGAGGCAGAAGGAAACGCCAGGAUCCUCCUAUAGUAUAUGACUUGCAGGUAUCUCUUGAUGAAGUAAACAAUGGUGCCUCCAAAAAGAUGAAAAUCACUCGCAAAGUUGUGAAUUCAGACGGUUCUGCAAGGAGAGAGGAUAAGAUUUUAUCAAUUGACAUUAAGAAAGGAUGGAAAGCAGGAACAAAAAUAACUUUUGCAAAAGAGGGGGACCAAACGCCAAAUAAUAUACCUGCAGACAUUGUAUUUGUAAUUAAAGACAAACCUCAUCCAUUAUUUAAGAGAGACGGCCAAGAUCUGUUGUACAAACAAACUAUAACACUGAAACAGGCUUUGAUUGGAUGUACUAUAAAUGUACCAACAUUGGAUAGUACAAAAGUUCCACUGACUAUUCGAGAAGUCAUCAAACCAGGGGUAAAGAAAAGAAUCAAUGGAUUAGGACUACCUCUACCGAAAAAUCCAACCAAAAAGGGGGAUAUGAUAGUGGAGUUUGACAUCAAAUUUCCAGACACGAUACCUGAAGCUGCCAAAGAAAUGCUUCAGAAUUGUUUACCGUGAUUUUCUGUUGUGGUAAAUUGAAUUUUAAUUCAGUAGAUCAUGGACGGUGAAUAUGAAGUUCCGUGUUAAUGAAAGGAAGUCCAAUAAAUUCAAGAACAUGUUGCUUGGUCACAAUAAGAGAGGACAAUAGUCUGUACUUGCAAACUUCUUUUAGUCGGAGACAAAUAGACCAAAGAAUUAUGAACAGGUGCAGAAGCAUUAAAUGCAUGGUUCAAGAUUUUGAUAUUUUUUAGAUAAGUUAUAAAAAAGUUCAAAGGAAAAUAACCACUUUUCUUGGACAUUCUCGAAUGAUCGUGAAAUGUUCAUUCAGACUUAAUUGUAUUUCUUGUUAAUGCCCUAUGAUAUAUAUUUUUGCAAUGUUUUAAGCUGGUUAUGAAAAUGGUUGUCCUUUUAAUGGAGAAAUACCUAGUGGUUCAGCCAGCGUUAUCCUAGCUUGUAAUUUUAUUUACCUAAUGUAAAUAUGUACAUAUUUCAUUUUUUUAUCAACGGAAUGGUUGAUUCAUAUGUUAAAAUGUAUGUAAUAAGCCUUUGUGUUGCUAGUAUAAAACUGUUAUAAAAAUUCCAAUUUGAAGUUAUUUCUUAACCUGCAGUGCAGGUUGGCCUUGAUGGAAUUGAAAUAAAAAAUUGAUAUCUAGUUGAUUAA